Molecule: messenger RNA, 5685 nt
Organism: Sphaeramia orbicularis (orbiculate cardinalfish)
Lineage: Eukaryota; Metazoa; Chordata; Actinopteri; Kurtiformes; Apogonidae
Gene: myo5c
Product: myosin VC
Exons: 40
Coding region: 98-5326 (1742 amino acids)
Biological process (GO): actin filament organization
Cellular component (GO): cytoplasm; actin cytoskeleton; myosin complex
Molecular function (GO): ATP binding; actin filament binding; microfilament motor activity
Source: RefSeq, a predicted model, not a curated record
UGUGGAAGAAAGAGAGGAAAGUCGUUGGUAACCUGGUAAAUACAGUCAUAUAGCAGGUGGCAAACAAACAGACAAGUCACAACUAUAAUGCACCAACAUGGCUUUGCUGGAACUGUACACAGAGUACAACAGAGUGUGGAUUCCAGAUGCAGAAAAUGUUUGGAAAUCUGCUGAAAUAAAAAAAGACUUUCAUCCAGGAGAUAAUGUUCUUGAGCUUCUUCUCGAAGAUGGAACAGAGCUCCUCCACCCAGUCGACCCUUCAUCACCACAACUCCCUCCUCUUCGCAACCCAGACAUCCUGGUGGGAGAGAAUGACCUCACUGCCCUCAGCUACCUCCACGAACCUGCAGUCCUGCACAAUCUCAAAGUGCGCUUCGUGGAGUCCAGAAUCAUCUACACCUACUGUGGUAUUAUACUAGUGGCUGUAAAUCCAUACAAACAGCUUCCUAUCUAUGGAGAUGCAAUCAUUCAUGCAUACUCAGGCCAGAACAUGGGAGAUAUGGACCCUCAUAUAUUUGCGGUGGCAGAGGAGGCUUACAAACAGAUGGCCAGAAAUCACAAGAACCAGUCCAUCAUUGUCAGUGGUGAAUCCGGAGCCGGUAAAACAGUGUCUGCUCGAUUUGCUAUGAGGUACUUUGCUGUUGUAAGCAAAUCUGGCAGUAAGACCCGAGUUGAAGACAAAGUCCUGGCGUCUAAUCCAAUAACAGAGGCAAUAGGAAAUGCGAAGACAACCAGGAAUGACAACAGCAGUCGUUUUGGGAAAUACACUGAGAUCGGCUUUGACAGGAGGUACCGCAUCAUCGGAGCGAACAUGAGAACGUACCUCUUGGAGAAAUCCAGAGUUGUUUUUCAGGCAGAUAAUGAGCGGAAUUAUCACAUUUUCUACCAGAUGUGUUCCUGCGCUCACCUGCCUGAGUUUAAAAACCUACGACUGUUGAGUGCAGAUAAGUUCCAGUAUACCUCUAUAGGUGGUAACAUCAGUAUUGAAGGUGUAGAUGAUAGGAAAGACAUGGAAGAGACUCGCCAGACCUUUUCUCUUCUGGGGUUGAAGGAGGACUUUCAAUCAGAUGUUUUCAAAGUGUUAGCAGCCAUUCUGCAUUUAGGAAAUGUGGAAAUCAGAAACUCAGGAGAUGAAAAAUCAUUAGUUUCUCCCAGUGAUCCACACCUGGCCGUGUUCUGCGAGUUGCUGGAUGUCAGCGCUGAGGGUCUGGUGCGCUGGUUGUGCCAUCGGCGGAUUGUUCUGGUAGCUGAGACGGUGGUGAAGCCAUUGCCCAGAAAACGUGCAGUAAAUGCAAGAGACGCCCUCGCCAAGCAGAUCUAUGCUCAUCUGUUUGACUGUAUCAUAAACAGUAUCAACAUGGCACUUAAAGUCCCAGGAAAACAGCACGCUUUCAUAGGUGUUCUGGACAUUUAUGGCUUUGAAACAUUUGAGAUCAACAGCUUCGAACAGUUUUGUAUCAACUAUGCAAAUGAAAAGCUUCAACAGCAGUUUAACCUGCAUGUGUUUAAGCUGGAGCAGGAGGAGUACAUGAAGGAGGACAUCCCAUGGACGCUGAUAGAUUUCUAUGACAACCAGCCGGUCAUUGAUCUGAUCGAAGCUAAGAUGGGGAUCCUUGACCUGCUUGAUGAAGAAUGUUUGUUUCCUCAAGGCACUGACCAAAGCUGGCUGCAAAAACUCUACAACUACCUACACACUAGUCCACUGUUUGAAAAGCCCAGGCUGUCAAAUGAGGCUUUUGUGAUUCAACACUUUGCAGACAAGGUGGUCUAUCAGUGCAGAGGUUUUCUUGAGAAGAACAGAGAUGCUCUCUAUGAAGAACUGGUUGACAUUAUGAGAGACAGUAAGUUUCCAUUUCUGGCCAACUUUUUCCAAGACGAGGAGCAGCCCACUGUGACCGGUAAAGCUGUGAAAGUAAAGCCUGCUCGACCUGGAGUUAAACCGGCCAAUAAACAGUUGAGAACGUCUGUGGGAGAUAAGUUCCGCAGCUCUCUCUCUUUACUGAUGGAAACAUUAAACGCUACCACCCCUCACUAUGUGCGCUGCAUUAAGCCAAAUGAUGAAAAGCUGCCAUUUGAAUACGACUCCAGGAGGGUAGUGCAGCAGCUGCGAGCCUGCGGAGUCCUUGAAACUAUUCAUAUCAGCGCACAGAGCUACCCAUCAAGGUGGACGUACAUUGAGUUUUACAGUCGUUACAGUGUCCUAAUGACCCAUCAGGAGACAGGCGUCAGUGACAAGAAACAGACCUGCAAGAAUGUGCUGCAAAGGUUGAUCCAGGACUCCAACCAGUACAAGUUUGGACGAACCAAGAUCUUUUUCCGAGCGGGUCAGGUAGCUUAUCUAGAGAAGCUUCGUCUGGACCGACUGCGAGGAGCCUGCAUAACCAUCCAGAAACAUGUUCGCGGUUGGAGCCAGAGGAGGAAGUACCUGCAGAUGAGAGAGGCGGCCAUCAUCCUCCAGCAGUACAUCCGCGGGAAGAGGAGCAUCCGUAAAGCAGUGAGCCCUGCGAUGCUGAAGCAGGGCUGGGCAGCAGUCGUGAUUCAAAGACGCUGGAAAGGAUAUCGCAUGAGACAGAUUUACCAGUUGGUCCGUCUGGCCUCCGUCACCAUCCAGGCCUUCACACGAGGUUGGAUGGCUCGUAAACAGUACAAGAAGAUGCAGGAAGAGCACAAAGCCUUGGUCCUGCAGAAGUAUGCCAGAGCGUGGCUCGCUCGCAGGAGGUUUCAGACCAUGCGUCGGCUGGUGCUGAACGUUCAGCUCUCCUACAGAGUUCAACAGCUCAGGAAGAAAAUAGAUGAGCAGAACAAAGAAAACCGUGGUCUGAUGGAGCGACUCACAAGCUUGGCCAACUCGCAUUCGCAAACCGUCGAUCGGCUUCACAGUCUGGAGACGCAGCUGGAAAAAUCGACCAACCAGAAUGCAUCUCUAGAAGCACGAGAGAAGAAAGUAAAAGAGGAUACUAGUCUGGCUUUAGCUCAGCUUCAAACACAAAUAGAUGCACUAACCCUUGACAAACAGAAGAUGGAGGAAACAUAUGAAGCUUCUUCCAAAAAGGCCAAAGAGAGCUUCGAUCAAAUAAAGAGAAAUCUUCUGGAAGACAAAGAAAAUGAAGCAAGGCUAAGAAAAAUUGCAGAGAACAGCAUUGAAAUCCAGAGGCAGGACCAUGACAAAGAGGUGGAGGCUCUGAAAGAAGAAAUAAAGCGACUGAAAGAGGAACGAGUCGGUCUACAGAGAAAGAUGGAGGAGGGGAGUCAGGUGAACGCUGACCUGCAGGAACAGGUCAUCCAGCUCAGCAAACACGUCAAGAUUAUUCCAGAGCUACGCAAAGAAGUCAGCAAUCUGCAAACUCAGAAAAACAACCUGGACCGAAAGAUUAAAGAGCAGUCAGAGCAAGCAAGAGCUAAAAUGGCUGAUUUUACAAGACAACUCCUUGAUGAUGUUGUUGAAGAAGAGGUUCUUUCAGGAUUAACUCCAAAUGACUCUGAGAAGAUUUAUGAGAUUGAAGAUGUGCUGACAGCUCUUGAUGGCCUGCAAAAAGCCAGCAGGAUACUAGAAAACCACCAGAAGGAGCAAAAGGAAAGCUUCGAGACUCAAGUGGAAGGAAUGAAACUAAAAGUGGAACAUCUUCAAAAUGAGAACAGCAAGUUACAAAACCUGUUCCAGGAGAAAAGUAACAUCAAUGAGAAUAUUCGCCAAGAGGUGUCCAGGCUCAGCAGUGAGAACUCAGUGAUACCAGAGCUGAAGCUGCAGGUUUCAGAGCUGCAGAGACAGAAGCAAGAACUUGAGGUUCAUGUUGAAGAAAAGGCCACAGAAUUAGCGGAAAAAACUGAGGAGAUCACUAAUGUUCUUCAAAAGAAAAUUCAAGAAGAGAAUUCACAGCGCAGACAUUUUGAAGAGAGAGCUGAAGAACUGGAGGAGGUGAAGGAGCAGCUUCAGGCCAGAAUAGAAGAGCUUGAAGAGGACAACAAUCACCUGAAGAAAGUUCAGAUGAUGGAGAAUGAAGCCAAGAUCAGACUGAGACAUGAGGCUUCACGGUUAACAGCAGAGAAUAUAGAUUUUGAAGAGCAGCUUGACAAAAAAGACAGACUAAUAAAGAAACUUCAGAGUCAGAUAAAGAGUCUGGAGACAUCACAGAGAGCAAAGCAAACGCCUUUACCAAACAUCCCUAAAGAUUAUCUGGGCAUGUUGGAGUACAAAAGAGAUGAUGAAUCCAAACUCAUUCAGAACAUCAUCCUGGACCUGAAGCCCAAAGGCGUUGUUGUCAACAUGAUCCCUGGUCUACCAUCUUACAUCCUGUUGAUGUGCAUCCGUCACGCUGACUACCUCAACGAUGAAACUAAGCUGAAGUCUCUGAUGAAUGCAACCAUCAGCGCCAUCAAAAAAGUCAUAAUGACUCACCAUAAGGACCUGGAGUUACUUUCUUUCUGGCUCUCCAACACGUACCUGCUGCUCAACUGUCUGAAGCAGUACAGUGGGGAGGAGGAGUUCAUGAAACAAAAUACUCCUCGUCAGAUGAAGAACUGUUUGCAGAACUUUGAUUUGUCUGAACACAGACAGAUCAUCAGUGACUUGGCCAUUCACAUCUACCACCAGUUUAUAUCAGUCAUGGAAAAGGCUCUUAGUCCUGCAAUUGUGCCCGGUAUGUUGGAGCAUGAGAGUUUACAGGGCAUCUCUAGCAUGAAGCCGACAGGUUUCAGGAAGCGCUCCAACAGCAUCUAUGAGGACUCAGAGACCUACACCAUCUCCUCCAUCCUUCAGCAGCUCAGCAUCUUCCACUCCAUCAUGAUGCAGCACGGCAUGGAGCCCGACCUCAUCCAACAGGCCAUUAAACAGAUGUUCUACUUAGUGGGUGCGACGACACUCAAUAACAUGAUGCUCCGCAAAGACAUGUGCUCCUGUAGGAAGGGGAUGCAGAUCAGAUGUAACAUCAGUUAUCUGGAGGAGUGGCUGAAGGAGAAGGAGCUCCAGAACUCUAAUUCUAUGGACACUCUGAGGCCUUUAUCUCAGGCUGCCUGGCUCCUGCAAGUCAACAAAUCCACGGAAGACGACGCCAAAGAAAUCACAGAGAAAUGCACUGAACUUAACCCUGUUCAGAUUGUCAAGAUUCUAAACUCAUACACUCCUAUUGAUGAUUUUGAGAAAAGGGUCUCGUCGUCAUUUGUCCGUAAAGUUCAGUCGUUACUCCAUGAUCGUGAAGGAUCCACACAGCUGAUGCUGGAUGCAGAUUAUCGUUUCCAGGUCACAUUUCCUUUCCGCUCGUCUUCACAGGCCCUGGAGCUGCUGCAGGUCCCAAACAGCCUCCAUCUGGGCUUUUUAACAAGGAUCUGACCUUUGACCUGUGCUUAUUUUAUAGUUCAGUGUGUCUCACCAUAUACAUAACACUGCACAUAUACUUUCUCUUGUAAAAAAUACUGAGGUCACAUGUUCUCCACACUACUAGGAUAUGAAGACUUUAUUUAUUUUGUUUUAUGUUUUCACUCACAAAUAGUAAUAUUUAAAUACUGAUUAAAAUGUGAAAAUUUUAAUGGUGUUGAUUGAAUGAGAUUUAAUCAUUUUAAGUCAUUCACUUAUAAUAUGUUUAUACUGUAAUUUGGGGCGGCCAUGGCUCAGUUGGUAGAGCGGUUCGUCCAAUAACCGAAGGGUUGGCGGUUCGAAUCCCGCUCUGUCCUAGUCAGUCCGUUGUGUCC